CACACGCUUUCUUUCGAACCUCGAUGUCAGCGCCAUUCCGCCGUCUAGUCGGCCCGCCGUCAUCGCUGGAGUAUAUCCUCCAAUGCGCCUGCCGCGGUCCUGGCCGGCCGUCGAAAGUCAGCCGAAAGGAGCACGCGCGGUGGUUCACCCAAUCCUCGACUGCAUGGUCAGGCCAUUCAAAAUGGGCCACGAUCAAGCAUGACAAAGGCAAGAACGACGCCGCGAAAAGCAAGCAGCGAGCGCUCCUCACCAAGGACAUCUCCAACGCCGUCAAACUAUCCGGACCUGACCCGAACAUGAACUCGCGGCUCGCCCUCGCCAUCUCCACUGCGAAGAAGAGCCAAGUACCCAAAGCAAGCAUUGAAGCCGCCAUCGCGCGCGGUCAAGGCCUUUCCGCGACCGGCGCAGCCCUCGAAUCCGUCGUCCUCGAAGCAAUAUUACCGCCGUCCAUCGCCACCGUAAUAGAAUGUCAGACGGAUAACAAGCUCAGAGCAUUAGCGGACCUGAGAUUAUUGGUGAAGGAGGCGGGCGGAAGCGUAUCGACUGUAGGAUAUAUGUUUGAGAAAAAAGGCCGGGUAGUAUUACAAAAGAAGGAUGGGGUCGGGGUUGACGAGGUCCUGGAGUCUGCCCUCGAAGCCGGAAUUCUGGAUGUGUUGGAAGACGAACAGGGUCGGGUGGUGUUGUACACAGAGCCUGCGGAGACAAAGGCGACUGGCGAAGCGCUCGCCAAGUCACUGGACAUGGAGAUCGAGGAAAGCGAUAUUAUAUACGACCCAAACGAGGACACAAAAGUCACGCUGGAUGAUGAAUCCGCCGCGAAGGAGCUUGGCAGCUUUCUCGACGAGCUGCAGGAAGUGAGCGGGGUGCAGGGCGUGUAUAUGAACUGGUCAAAGGGAGCGAUAGACGACGGUCUGUGGGCGGAUCUGCAGAGUAAAGUGGCCGUGUGAUUCCCCUCCUGUUCGCAUAUAGAUGUAUGAUACAGCAUUGUACAAUGUACAUAACCCCAGUGGCACUAUUCCCCACCGAAACGCCUUCCAUGCUGAGUUGCGAUAUAUCGGUGUGACGUCCGACAGCUUCCAAGAUGAGGUGAUCUCCGCCGCGCAAACGUCUGUCGCUGUCUCUUUAUUGAU
Trematosphaeria pertusa is the source of this 1130-nucleotide messenger RNA. RefSeq names its product YebC-like protein. The record is from RefSeq and is a predicted model, not a curated record. The transcript has 2 exons. NCBI's taxonomy places the organism in Eukaryota, Fungi, Ascomycota, Dothideomycetes, Pleosporales, Trematosphaeriaceae. Gene Ontology annotation, cellular component: mitochondrion. Bases 24 to 947 code for a protein of 307 amino acids.